Vicugna pacos (alpaca) is the source of this 1041-nucleotide messenger RNA. NCBI's taxonomy places the organism in Eukaryota, Metazoa, Chordata, Mammalia, Artiodactyla, Camelidae. The record is from RefSeq and is a predicted model, not a curated record.
AUGUCUGCUCCCGUGGACCUUCCUCCCAGAGGAAGCAAGUCUCUAGCCGCUGAGGUGGAGAAAAAGCUACUGACUCACUUGAUAAAGAACUUAUCUCUCAUGCCUACAGAGAUGAACCUGAAACCCAGAGUGGCCAGAGUAUCCAUAAUGAUUAGCUCAGAGCCACUCUGUUGCACGGGGUGGUCAGAAGGGCCCGGCCAGCUUCUGGACGGCCACGCUACCCUACCCAACUCCCAGGCAGGCCAGGAAGGCAAGGCCAGCGCCUUCCUCUUCGUGGAGGAGGCGUACUGGGCGGCCACGACCAGCGAGCGCAGGCGCGUGCCCUUGAAGAGCCCAGAGAGGGCGCCUCUAAGGAGAACCCCCUGCUCCCCACCACCCCACGCAACCCCUCCUCAACAGCGGCGGCGCAGGCGCGGAGACGCCGCCCCACCCCCACCCGCAGCCCCGCGAGGUGUAGCCGGAACUUCAGCCCAGGUGGGACUGGAGCCUAGGCACCCAGACAACAGCGAACCCCACCUCAUUCGAGGGGACCUACAGGGCCGAAGUCAUGCCAACCUGGGGCCCCCGAAGAGAAAGUACAAGUGCCACGACGCAGGCUGCGAGAAAGUUUUGCGCCUUGAGAACUCACAACGGCAAGAGGGCCUUCGCCUGCGGCUGGCAGCACGGCAACCUGAAGUUCGCGCCUCCGCCGACCUGGCGCGGCGCCGCCUCACUGCGCACGCGCGAGAGCGUAUGUGGCCCACCUGUGGCAAGCUCUUCACGGGCGAGGACCGCUUGAGGAAGCCCGCGCGCCCCGGCACCCACUCCUGCCCGGCUGCUGCAGCCGCCCCGCGGGGACCCGGCCCCGCUCCCUCAGCGACGACAGCCGCUCCGACGACGCCAGCAGCUCUACCACCAGCCCGGCCCACGCGCCCUGAGCGCCCGGCCCCCGCCGGGCUCUCACUAGCCCCGCCGCCCCCGCCCCUCGUCGCCAUGGGCCGAGGCCUGAGGACCCUCCCCCUUACCGCAGCCAAAAGCAGAUGUUCUCACUUGGUCUCCUGA